AUGCCAAAUGAAGAGACUGUGACACCGGCCGAUGUAAUCCUACCUGACGACGAGAUAGAUGACCUUGUAGAUGCGGAGAAUGGGAUAAACGAAGAGCAGUUGGCUUUGGAGAGUGCUCAGACUCAGAAUGGCGGGAGUGGGUAUGUCAGCAAGUCUUUGCUAGUCACUCUUGGUGCCAACAAAGCAAGGGAAUUGGUGAACAGCCUUUUGACCAGCAAGAACUCGGACAAGGUGUAUGUAAACUCAGGUAACUGUAUAGACCCGCUAUCGUACACCCAGAAAGUGAAGGACAAUACGACGUACGACUUUGUGGCCAUGUAUCAGUGGCAUCUAGAGGGAACACUACACCAGAAAGAGUUAGAACCAGUGGUGUUUUCCAGCGCCAACUUUCUGUGCAUUUACCAUGCAUCAUCUCGCGUUCCCUGGCCACGGUGCUCGUUGUUGCAGUGCGCCGACAAGUUCUGUCAGCGCUGCUUGUGA
Sphaeroforma arctica JP610 is the source of this 480-nucleotide messenger RNA. RefSeq lists its product as hypothetical. NCBI's taxonomy places the organism in Eukaryota, Ichthyosporea, Ichthyophonida. The record is from RefSeq and is a predicted model, not a curated record. The coding region runs from base 1 to 480 and encodes 159 amino acids. The transcript is spliced from 2 exons.